Molecule: messenger RNA, 1014 nt
Organism: Pecten maximus
Lineage: Eukaryota; Metazoa; Mollusca; Bivalvia; Pectinida; Pectinidae
Product: hydroxysteroid dehydrogenase-like protein 2
Exons: 7
Coding region: 108-983 (291 amino acids)
Source: RefSeq, a predicted model, not a curated record
CAGCGCACGUGCCACACGAGUUACUGAUUUAUAAGAGUACACCCGACCAGACGUACGUAGUCCAUUCAAGUUGGAGCUGUCUGCACCGGUCGUCACAACUGUCUACAAUGUCUACACAGUCCAGUACCUUGGCAGGGAAGACUUUAUUCAUCACAGGAGCGAGUCGUGGUAUUGGUAAAGCUAUAGCCUUGAAAGCUGCAAGGGGUGGAGCUAAUGUUGUCAUAGCAGCCAAAACCACAGAGCCACACCCCAAGUUACCUGGUACCAUCUAUACAGCUGCCAAGGAAGUGGAGGAGGCUGGAGGGGCGUGUCUGCCGUGUCAGGUGGACAUUCGAUAUGAGGAUCAAAUAAAGGCCGCUGUGGAGGAAGCGGUGGCUAAAUUUGGCGGGAUCGACAUACUGGUCAAUAAUGCUAGCGCCAUCAGCAUGACCGGAACACUGGACACUGAGGUGAAGAAGUUUGACCUCAUGAUGGGAGUCAACGGACGGGGCGCGUUCCUAUGUUCAAAAAUAUGUCUCCCCUACCUAAUGAAAAGCAGCAACCCACACAUCCUCAGUAUCAGCCCCCCUCUCAACCUGAACAGUCGUUGGUUCAAAGAUCAUGUUGCCUACACGAUGGCCAAAUACGGGAUGUCCAUGUGUGUGCUAGGGAUGGCGGAGGAGUUCCGGUCAAAGAACGUAGCCGUAAAUGCCCUUUGGCCACGGACUGCUAUAUACACGGCGGCCGUCCAGAUGAUUUGCGCGGACAACAAAGAAAUCAUCAACGAGUGUCGCAAACCUGAAAUAAUGGCGGACGCGGCCUACACCAUCCUGACAAAGGACAGCAAAACUUACACAGGGAACUUCGCAAUUGAUGACGAGAUCCUUCGUGAUGCGGGUGUGACGGAUCUCAGCAAGUAUUCCUGUGUAGAAGGUGGAAAACUAUCCCUGGACUUUUUUCUGGAGGGAGACGUUCCGGGUCAGGAGCUGAUACAGCCUGCUUAGAGAUAUAAUUCUGCUGGUUGUAUCUCCGCGG